Olea europaea var. sylvestris is the source of this 1344-nucleotide messenger RNA. RefSeq lists its product as uncharacterized. Lineage: Eukaryota; Viridiplantae; Streptophyta; Magnoliopsida; Lamiales; Oleaceae. The record is from RefSeq and is a predicted model, not a curated record. The coding region runs from base 1 to 1344 and encodes 447 amino acids. The transcript is spliced from 7 exons. Gene Ontology annotation, molecular function: zinc ion binding.
AUGUUCAAAAAGGAUGAUGCUCGUAGAUUGAGAGCCAAGUGUAAGGGAGAUUGUCUGUGGGUGUUGUAUGCUACAAAUGAGCAUGGUAAGGCAAGUUGGGUGAUCAAAACUUUUGUGGAGGAGCAUACUUGUCCCAUGGUAUACAAGAACUUCAGGGUGACCUCAUCCUAUUUGGCAGAUAGAUAUUUAGCUGAUUGGAGGGCUGAGCAAAACAUGUCAGUUACUGUAUUUAUGGAGAGGGUUAAGCGAGAUGGUUUAGGUGAUAUCUCAGCCUGGGCAUUGAGAGAUGGUUUUAUUCGAGGUUGCAAAAGAGUGAUUGGGGUAGAUGGCUGCUUUUUGAAGACAGAGCUUGGUGGCCAAUUGUUGACAGUAGUUGGUGUUGAUGUGAAUAAUGAUAAGCAAAAGGGAUUGACAAAUGCAAUUGAGACAUUGUUUGAGAAUUCGGAGCAUAGGACGUGUGUCAGACAUCUAUACAAUAAUUUCAGCGUCUGUCACAAGGGUUUAGCAUUGAAGAACUGUAUGCAGCCAGGGCCACUACUAUAUCACAGUAGCCACAAUUGUGGCUGCAAGAGAGAAGCCGAUCUUAACCAUGUGAAGGAUAUCAGGGUAUAUUUGAUGAGGAGAAUUGUGGCCCGUAGAGAGUCUUGUGAUAGGUGGACAACAGCAGUUGGACCUAGAAUUCAGAAGAUUUUGGACAAAAAUGGUAAACUUGCAAGGUUUGAGUGGGCUGAGUACGCAGGCAAUGAAAAGUUCCAAGUUCGCGACAAUGCCGGGAUUGUGCUACAUGCUGUGGAUUUAAGGGCACGAACUUGUACAUGCCGUCAUUGGCAAUUAUCAGGAAUUGCAUGUACCCAUGUCAUUGCCUCAGUUGUAUCUAGAGGCCUGAACGUGUUGGAGUUCGUGGAUGACAUCUAUAAGAAGGAUGCAUACAUGAGAACAUAUACGCCAUCAAUUUCUCCCAUCACAGGUUCGGACGCAUGGCCUACCCCAGGUUUGAAUCCUCUCACUCCACCAGUAUACACGAAAAGGCCUGGGAGGCCAAAGAAAAAUAGAAGAAAAGAGCCGAAUGAGGUGGCUUCUUCAAGUCAGCUGAAGAGGUCCAGUCAGUCCAAGAGAAAUGCCAAUACUUCACAAUCAACUUCAGGAACAACCAAAAGGUCAACGAAAAAGAUCGGGGCUAAUAAUGACAUUGGAUAUAAUAUAGCACUUUGGGAACCUUUUUUUAGUGUUUAUCAGGGACUUUUAAGUUGGUGUGUACCAACAGGUGGUAUAUGGAAGAAAAUAGAAAAUUCUCUCGCCAAAAUUUUUCUAAAAGUCAGGGACGUUACUCGCAAAUAUUUCUAA